AUGGAAACUCCCUAUGUUGAUAAUGCAGUCAAAGCGCUUGGAAUCAUUUCCAUUGCGUUAUUCUUAAAGUAUAUGUUUCAAACAAUUUACGUUGCGUACUUUGGACCAUUGAGCAAGAUUCCUGGGCCAAAGCUUUCAGCGUUAAGCACUAUCCCACUUUUAUUCAGGGGCACUAAUGGCAAAAGAUGGUAUUGGUAUCAACGUGAAUUAAGACCCAAGUAUGGGAAAAUAAUCAGAAUAGGCCCAGACAUAGUUCUUGUCAAUGAUAAAGACAUUAUCAAACAGAUUAUAGUUAAAGAAGAUUGGCCAAAAGGUGAUUUCUAUAAGAUAUAUAGAGCUGCACCUCAUUUACAGACAUUGUUCUCGACCACCGACAAAGCAUUUCAUAAACAACGGCGUCGAUUGCUCGCACCGGCUUUCUCUAUCAAAUACAUUCAGUCUCUUGAACCAUAUGUGGCCAAGUGUAUUCGCAAUUUGAACGACAAGAUCGAUUCACUGAUUCAGGAAAGUUCAUCAACUGAUGGAGCGGUAAUAGACUUGUACAGAAUGUUGAUUAAUACAACUCUGGAUUCAAUUGGCGAAACUGCAUUUGGGGGUAGUUUUAAUAUGAUUGGAAAAGGACACCACCCGCUACCAAAAGAGGUUUUUGUGGAGUUGAGCAAGCGUAUGCUGAGAAAUGGAUUUCCAAUAUUCAAACCGUUCGUAAAGAGUAAUCAAUAUCUGUAUGACUUUUCAAGCGAACUCAUCAAACGGCGUCGUCAAGAAGUCGGAGUUCGCCGCAAAGAUAUUCUCCAGAUUAUCCUCGAUGCUGGGGAAGGAGAAGCGGCAUUAGCGGAUAUUGACAUUUAUGAGCAAAUUAUUGAAUUUCUUGUUGGUGGGAGUGACACGACAAGUUAUAGCACGUUCUUCGCCCUGUUAAUGUUGUUAACCCAUCCGAGUAAACUGCACAAGCUCAUUGAGGAGUUGGACAACGAAUUUGUUGAUUUACCAAGGAAUGAGCUACCAAAACAUGAGAAGCUAAAGAAUUUACCAUAUUUGAACGCUGUCAUAAACGAGACGUUGAGAUUAUGGCCUAUUUCUUUGGAUGGAGGUAGCGGGCGUUCACCAACAGAGGAUAAAGUUGUAAACGGUGUACUCUUUCCUAAGGGUACUUUAAUACUCACUAACUAUUACGCUCUUCAUCAUUCGGCUGAAUACUGGGGCAAAGAUGUCAAUGAAUUUGUUCCUGAACGUUGGUUCAAUGAUGACAUACCACGCGACGCAUUUUAUCCAUUUUCGGCUGGUUCGAGAAACUGCAUUGGACAGAACUUUGCUUGGUUUGAGAUGCGUCUUAUAAUCUCGUCACUUUUAAGGCGAUUCAGAUUUGAGGAUAUCCCGGGCCAAAAUUACUCUGAUAUUGUGCAUAUUGUGACACCCUCUCUCGCCCAAGAUGAGUACAAAGUUCGCGCAUGGAACCGACCCUGA
Paraglomus brasilianum is the source of this 1464-nucleotide messenger RNA. The record is from the annotation of a GenBank genome assembly. Lineage: Eukaryota; Fungi; Glomeromycota; Glomeromycetes; Paraglomerales; Paraglomeraceae.